Molecule: messenger RNA, 1386 nt
Organism: Pipistrellus nathusii (Nathusius's pipistrelle)
Lineage: Eukaryota; Metazoa; Chordata; Mammalia; Chiroptera; Vespertilionidae
Source: the annotation of a GenBank genome assembly
AUGUACAAUACGGUGUGGAGUAUGGACCGCGAUGACGCAGACUGGAGGGAGGUGAUGAUGCCCUAUUCGACAGAACUGAUAUUUUAUAUUGAAAUGGAUCCUCCAGCUCUUCCACCAAAGCCACCUAAGCCAAUGACUUCAGCUGUUACAAAUGGAAUGAAGGACAAUUCUGUUUCUCUUCAGGAUGCAGAAUGGUACUGGGGGGAUAUUUCAAGGGAGGAGGUAAAUGACAAAUUACGGGACAUGCCAGAUGGUACCUUCUUGGUCAGAGAUGCCUCAACAAAAAUGCAGGGAGAUUAUACUUUGACUUUGCGGAAAGGAGGCAAUAAUAAGUUAAUAAAGAUUUAUCACCGAGAUGGGAAAUACGGCUUUUCUGAUCCUCUGACAUUUAAUUCUGUGGUGGAGCUCAUUAACCACUAUCAUCAUGAAUCUCUUGCUCAAUACAAUCCCAAACUUGAUGUGAAACUGAUGUAUCCAGUGUCCAAAUACCAACAGGAUCAGUUGGUAAAAGAAGAUAACAUUGAUGCAGUCGGUAAAAAACUGCAGGAGUAUCAUUCUCAGUAUCAGGAAAAAAGUAAAGAGUAUGACAGACUAUAUGAAGAAUAUACCAGAACAUCCCAGGAAAUACAGAUGAAGCGGACGGCAAUUGAAGCUUUUAAUGAAACCAUUAAAAUUUUUGAAGAGCAAUGUCACACACAAGAACAGUAUCGCAAAGAAUAUAUUGAGCGAUUUCGCAGAGAGGGGAAUGAAAAGGAAAUUGAACGAAUUAUGAUGAAUUAUGACAAAUUGAAAUCCCGUCUGGGUGAGAUUCAUGAUAGCAAAAUGCGUCUAGAGCAAGAUUUGAAGAAACAAGCUUUGGACAACCGGGAAAUAGAUAAAAAAAUGAAUAGUAUCAAACCUGACCUGAUCCAGCUGCGCAAGAUCCGAGAUCAACAUCUUGUAUGGCUCAAUCACAAAGGAGUGAGACAGAAACGCCUAAAUGCCUGGCUGGGAAUCAAGAAUGAGGAUGCUGAUGAGACCUAUUUUAUCAAUGAGGAAGAUGAAAACCUGCCCCAUUAUGAUGAGAAAACCUGGUUUGUUGAGGAUAUCAAUCGAGUACAAGCAGAGGACUUGCUUUAUGGGAAGCCUGAUGGUGCAUUCUUAAUUCGUGAGAGUAGCAAGAAAGGAUGUUAUGCUUGCUCUGUGGUUGCCGACGGGGAAGUGAAGCACUGCGUCAUCUACAGCACUGCCCGGGGCUACGGCUUCGCGGAGCCCUACAACCUGUACAGCUCGCUGAAGGAGCUGGUGCUCCACUACCAGCAGACAUCCCUCGUCCAGCACAACGACUCCCUCAACGUCCGGCUCGCCUACCCUGUCCACGCACAGAUGCCCUCGUUCUGCAGAUAA